AACCCAGUACGGCCAGUCGUCGUCUUCUCUACCUGGCUCUCUCCUAGAUCAGAUCACCAACCGCCCGCCACCGUCACCGCUCGCGGUCGCCGGAGAUCAUCCUCUUCUCCGGCGACCCCGCCACGCCGAUCCCAGCGAAGGUUGUCUGCCCACCUCGAAGCUCAGCUAGCGCUUCCCACCCCUGGGUCAGUCACCUCCCCCCUAAAUUUGGCUCGUCCGCCGCUCGGACCAGCCCCGCUAGGGUUUUGGCCCAAUGGAUCCGCUCCGGAGCUAGCCCCUGGGGCGGCUCCUCCUCGAAGAGAUCACCCCGGUGGUGAUGGUGCUGACAACACCGCUCGCCGAGGCCGCCUGCCGAAAGAGCGGCCUCAGCUUCGUCGACAUGCUCUCCCCGUUCUCGCUCUUCAAAAAAAUCGACGUUGGGACAGCUUCACCAGCGUUGUUUUGGAGAGCCUGACAGCGCCACCCGCCGCCGCUCCCUCUCCCUCCCCGUUCCCCCUGCCCUCCCCGGCUGGCAUCGUCGUGCCCCGAGCUAGCCCCUCAAAACCCCGCACCAUGCAGUCCUUGGCGAAACCUCGGGCGCUCGAGCCCCUCCCUCCCCUUGCCGUCCACCUCAAGUCCAUGUCGUACGUGGAUGUGAAGAUGCGGUGGAAGAAGGACGUGUCGUUCGACGCCGUCCCUGUGCUCUCCCACGCGCGCGACCUCCACCCGCUUGCCUCCCUGGCGCGCCUCCUCUCACCGUCGCCCACCCCCGUAUCGGCGGUCUCCAAGCGCGGCCGCUCGCUGGAGGUCCCCGACCGCCGGGUCACCUCCUUCCUCCGCCGCUUCCCCGCCGCCUUCGUCGAGUCCGUGGGGCCGCAGCACAACCUCCCCUGGUUCCGACUCUCCGAUGCCGCCGCCCGCCUCUUGCGGGAGGAGCGGGACGUCUUCGCCGCCCGCCGCGCGGAUGUUACUGGCCGCCUGCGCCGCCUCGUCCUGAUGUGCCCGCGACGCCGCCUCCCGCUCCGCGUCGCGCAGGGCAUGCUCUGGCAUCUUGGAAUCCCGGAGGACUACUUUAAGGACCCGAAUCAAGGCAUUGCACAGGAUGGAUUCCAGAUUUUAACUUCAGGAGAUGGAGUUAUUUGCCAGGAUGACGACAACGAUGGGAGGGACUUGGGUCUAAUUGACGAUGGAAAGCUUCAAGAAAUGCCUCUCUCGGUUCUCCAGAUGAAUGCUAUGAGGAAGUUCGGAUCAGCGGCAGAGGUGCCUAUCCCACUCUUCCAGUCAAAGGGUCUCCGGUUGAAGCAGAAGAUUAAGGACUGGUUGGAAGGGUUCCAGAGGUUGCAUUACGUGUCUCCAUAUGAGGAUUUCAGCCACAUCUGUCCGGGUAGUGAUGUUUCAGAGAAGCGGGCAGUCGGGGUGCUCCAUGAGCUGCUUAGUCUGUUUGUGACAUGCUCUGCUGAGAGGCGGCGGUUACUCUGCCUUAGGCAGCACCUGGGUCUGCCACAGAAGUUCCAUCUUGUGUUUGAGCGGCACCCGCAUGUAUUCUACUUAUUGUUAAAGGAAAAGACAUGCUUUGUUGUCCUCAAAGAGGCAUACAUGGCUAGGGGAGACACUGCAAUUGAGGAACACCCCAUGCUGGAAGUGCGCAAGAAGUUUGUUGAGCUGAUGGAGCAGUCACAGGAAAUCAUAAGGUGCCGACGGAGCGGGAAGCCUAUUGAACCUGAAUCCAAUGUAUCUGAUUCUGGGGAUAUUGAGGAUUGCAUUGAAAUUUUAUCAUAACAAGCCAUGUUUUUAGCUGAUAUGGAUGAUGGGAAUCAUGUGUAAAUAUGGCUUCUACAGCAAGAAUGAGGAACCCUACUCUUGGUUGGAGCCAGUUUGUUGCUCAUUAUUUGCAGAGAAAUUCAUCAAUUAUAGAAACAGCAUCCAAGUGCCAUUGAAAAGAGGAGCAAUGCCACUACAGAUGUGUUGGUAUACUGGAGAUGCGUGAAUAGGAGAAUGAUUGAACGUGCAAGUGAAAUCGGAUGAUACCUUGAAGUUGGGAGCGCGGUUCUAUGAUGCAAUCGAGCUGAGCAUUUACUGAGGUUAUUUGUGAUGUCUAACCAAACUUUGUUGUUGUGUUUCUUGUAAGUAAGUCGAGUAUCUGGAAAUUGUUUGUUGAACCAAAGUUUUCUGAAGCUCACCACAAUCCUAAGCAGUUUAUAUUCAUAUGCAAGUUAUCUUGGUCUGAACAAGUUGUUAUUCUAUUAUUGAUUUUGCAAGACAAGCCUUGAAUUUGUGGCCCGCUCAAGUUUGACAAGCAAGUUAUAAAAUUCCUGCCACAAUUGAAGAUA
Molecule: messenger RNA, 2309 nt
Organism: Panicum hallii
Lineage: Eukaryota; Viridiplantae; Streptophyta; Magnoliopsida; Poales; Poaceae
Product: protein WHAT'S THIS FACTOR 1
Exons: 4
Coding region: 553-1758 (401 amino acids)
Molecular function (GO): RNA binding
Source: RefSeq, a predicted model, not a curated record